AUGGGCCUCGACACUCUACCCACAGAGCUGCGGCUGCAAAUUGUUGCUCAGCUAUCCAAAGUCUCUCACAUCAAUGCCCUAUGCCAAGUCGACCGCGGCUACUACAAUCUGCUCAUCAACCACCUCUACACCGUCGACGAGCUCACCCUACAAAAGGACGCCCUGCGCUGGGCUCUAACACACCAAAACGCCGGCACCCUGCAACGCUGGCAGGAGGCCGGCCUCGACAUAAACCGCAUGCGCCGCAACAACACCAGACCCCUUCUCGAGGCAAUGAAGGCCGGCUCCGACUGGGCUACCUGGCAGAUCCUGCACCUCGGUGCCAACAUUCACAUCACCGACGGCCAAGGCCGGACGCCUCUCCACCUCGCCUGCACCGACGACUUUCAAAGACCUGCCCUCGUCCGCUACCUGCUCGCCCACGGUGCGAACCCGUCCGCCACGACUCGUGCCAGAGAGACACCUCUCGUCAUGGCCAUCCGCUGCGGCAACGCCGAGAUUGUCGAGGCCUUGCUGGAGAGCGGCGCCGAUCACAGCGCCCAGGACCGCAUGGGCUGCGCCGCGCUACACGAGGUCAUUGAGAGCGGCCAGGUCGAGAUUGCUCAGCUGCUGCUGCAGCACGGCGCGAAUCCGUCGCUACCGCGGCCUCUGACCGGCGAGACUCCGCUGCACACGGCUAUACUGACCGGCUCGCUGGACAUGGUCAAGCUGCUGGUCGACGGCGGCGCCGAUCUGGCUGCCGAGUACAACGACUUUACCCCCUUCCUCCUCGCCUGCCAGGACGGCAGCGCCAAGCUGGUGCGCUGGAUGCUGCAGAAUGGUGUUGAUGUUCAGACCAACAUCAACAAGCGGGGUCUCACGCCCUUGCAUGCGGCAGCCAUGAGCGGCUCCGACGAGGUGGUCAAGACACUGCUCCAGCACCAGACACCGUACAUGCUCACCGUCGCGGAUCAAUACGGCGAUACGCCUGUGACGGUGGCGUCUCGCUACAAGCACGACAACCUUGCCCGGAUGAUGGUGCAGCUUGUCAACUAG
Molecule: messenger RNA, 1035 nt
Organism: Cordyceps militaris CM01
Lineage: Eukaryota; Fungi; Ascomycota; Sordariomycetes; Hypocreales; Cordycipitaceae
Product: ankyrin 2,3/unc44
Exons: 1
Coding region: 1-1035 (344 amino acids)
Cellular component (GO): cytoplasm
Molecular function (GO): protein binding
Source: RefSeq, a predicted model, not a curated record